This is a messenger RNA of Myotis brandtii (Brandt's bat), 13876 nucleotides long. RefSeq names its product dynein, axonemal, heavy chain 8 (gene DNAH8). Gene Ontology annotation, biological process: microtubule-based movement. Gene Ontology annotation, molecular function: ATP hydrolysis activity; dynein light intermediate chain binding; dynein intermediate chain binding. Gene Ontology annotation, cellular component: dynein complex. NCBI's taxonomy places the organism in Eukaryota, Metazoa, Chordata, Mammalia, Chiroptera, Vespertilionidae. The transcript has 90 exons. Bases 93 to 13805 code for a protein of 4570 amino acids. The record is from RefSeq and is a predicted model, not a curated record.
CGGCUCCUCCUCCAGCCGACGAAGAGGCUCCGCAGGCAAAGUCCCCGGGAGAGGCCCCCUCCGGAGAAGAUGCGGCCUCUUUUGCUAGAAAAAUGCCUUCCUCUAUUGGAAGCGAUAUUCUGAAUCUCAUUCCUUCUAGUGAAAGGAUACUUUUUCCCGAAGACGAUGAGGAGGAAAAACAGAGAGUUCGCGCCAGGCCCGGGCCCCGAACGGUGCAGUCAAUGCUUUCUGAAGCACUUUCACAGUCUUCCCAUAGGUCGUCCAAAUACUUCCGAAGUAUGAGUGGCAUUCCCAACCUACAGGAGACAUUGAAAGAGAGACAGGCAAGGUUUAGAGAUGCAAGGGAAAGCCGAAGACUGCAAAUUGACCCUUCAUACAAAUACUUAUUUGAAAUUAUAUCAGAAGUUCUUGGCCUGGACGUAGUAGCCGUCGAAGAAUUACUUUUGGAUUGCCCAACUCUGGAACCACUUACUUAUUUUUUUAUGAAAGAUGGUUGUAAGACAUUGAAAUUCUUGUACCAGGAAGGAGACGCACCCGGCCUGGAAUGUGGUCGAAUUAUUGCUGGAGUAACCAAAGGGUCAAAAAUGAUGAGAUUGUACAUAGACAAUGCAGCCCCGGAGAAACUCAAAGGAAAGUGUAUAUUUUUUGUUCGCUGUCAAAAUGAUAGUGCCAUAAAUCUUAAAAAUAUUCAUGAGGAAGUGCUGUUUACUCUUCUGGAUGCCUCAAAAGGACUCCUACAUGGGAUCAGGAAUAUGUUGGCAAAGAUAUUUCUACCAGCUAUCCUUGCAACAAAUAAUUGGGGUGCUUUAAACCAAUCCAAGCAGGGAGAGUCAGAAAAACACGUUUUCACUGAAACAAUCAACAGAUACCUUUCAUUUUUAGAUGGUGCUAGAAUAAGUAUUGAGGGAACAGUUAAGUUAAAGAAUAUAGACAACUUUGAGUUUUCCAAACUGCAAACAUUUGAAGAAGUGACAGUCGCAGCCAGCAAUUCAGAAACUGUUCGCCAGCUAGAGGACGUGCUGAUGAUAUGGUACAAACAGAUCGAACAGGUACUUAUUGAGAGUGAGCAAAUGAGAAAAGAAGCUGAUGACUCAGGCCCACUCACUGAACUGGAGCACUGGAAGCGCAUGUCAGCCAAAUUCAAUUACAUCAUUGAACAGAUUAAAGGGCCGAGUUGUAAGGCUGUCAUAAAUGUGCUUAAUGUUGCACACUCCAAACUGUUAAAGAAUUGGCGUGACUUGGAUGCAAGAAUCACAGAUACAGCAAAUGAAUCAAAAGAUAAUGUCAGAUAUUUGUACACUCUGGAAAAAGUAUGUCAACCUCUCUAUAACUAUGAUCUAGUUUCCAUGGCCCAUGGAAUACAAAAUUUGAUUAAUGCCAUCAGAAUGAUUCACAGUGUGUCGAGGUAUUAUAAUACCUCAGAGAGAAUGACCUCAUUGUUUAUCAAGGUAACAAAUCAAAUGGUGACAGCAUCUAAAGCCUAUAUUACUGAUGGAGGAAUUAACCAUGUAUGGGAUCAGGAAACACCCCUUGUACUAAAGAAAAUUCAGGAUUGCAUUUUCUUAUUUAAGGAAUAUCAAGCAUCUUUUCACAAAACAAGGAAACUGAUUUUAGAAUCCUCAGGGGAAAAGUCUUUUGAGGUUUCAGAAAUGUAUAUAUUUGGAAAAUUUGAAGCUUUCUGCAAAAGACUGGAAAAGAUUACAGAAAUGAUAACUAUUGUGCAAACAUUCUCAGCCUUGAGUCAUUCUACCAUAGAGGGAAUAGAUAUAAUGGCAAUAAAAUUCAAAAAUAUAUAUCACGGGGUUAAGAAAAAGCAAUACGACAUUCUGGAUCCAAGAAGGAUAGAAUUUGACACAGAUUUCUUAGACUUCAUGGCAAAAAUCAGUGCUUUAGAGGUACAAAUACAGGCCUUUAUGAACAGUACUUUUGGAAAAAUCUUAUCUUCUCAGCAGGCUCUUCAGCUGCUUCAAAGGUUCCAGAAGCUGAACAUUCCCUGUCUUAAAUUAGAAAUAAAUCACACAAUUGAGCGUAUCCUUCAAUGUUAUGUGGCUGAACUCGAAGCUAUUAAGAAGCUUUAUCAUUCUCAAAAAGAUGACCCCCCUCUGGCUCGCAACAUGCCCCCAAUAGCAGGAAAAAUACUUUGGGUGAGGCAGCUCUACCGCCGGAUAAGCGAGCCCAUCAACUAUUUCUUUAAAAACUCGGACAUUUUGUCAAGUUCGGAAGGUAAGGCUGUCAUUCGUCAGUAUAACAAGAUUUCCUACGUGCUGGUGGAGUUUGAGGUGGUCUACCACACGGCCUGGACCAGAGAGAUCUCGCAGAUACAGUACGCUUUACAAGCCACACUUUUUGUGCGACAUCCAGAAUCAGGGAAGUUGAUGGUUAAUUUUGAUCCCAAAAUUCUGGAAGUUGUUCGGGAAACUAAGUGCAUGAUAAAAAUGAAGCUGGAGGUACCAGAUCAGGCAAAGAGAAUGUUAAAGCUGGAGAGUAAGUUGAAAGGAGAUAAAUUGCAUUUGCAGGACCUUCUGCAGUAUUACGAUGAGUUGUGCCAGGAGGUGCCCUCGGUGUUUGUCAAUCUGAUGGCCCCUAAAAUGAAGAAGGUGGAAUCCGUGUUGAGACAAGGGCUCACAAUAUUAACAUGGUCAUCUCUAACACUAGAAAGCUUCUUUCAAGAAGUUGACUCAGUUUUGAAUAUGUUCAAUCAACUUUUAAAGAAGAUCAAUGACUUGUGUGAGAUGCAUAUUGAUACGGUUCUAAAGGAGAUAGCCAAAACUGUGUUAAUUUCCCUGCCCGAAGCUGGUGCUACCAAAGUGGAAGAUAUGCUGACGCUCAAUGAGACAUACACAAAAGAAUGGGCUGAUAUUCUAAACCACAAGAGUAAGCAUGUGGAAGAAGCUGUCAGAGAACUUAUAUCAAUAUUUGAGGCUAUUUAUGAAGUUAAGUACAGUGUGAAACUAGGAAAACACGUAUCAGAACAUAGGAAACAUGUUGUUUUUGGAAGUGAAGCAGAAGAGACUGAAAACACUGAUUAUGAGACUUCAAUUAUGCCUGAGGUUGCUGUUAACGAGAAAGAAGAUGAAUUUAAAAAGGAAUGCAAAGAGGUCUAUGCUUUCUUCUCUCAUCAAUUACUAGACAGUCUUCAAAAAGCUACACGGUUAUCUUUGGACACAAUGAAAAAAAGAAUAUUUGUUGCAAGCCUCUAUGGACGAAAGCGGGCAGAAGAUGUCAUUUCCUUUAUAAAAACGGAAGUACAUCUUGCGAUUCCUAAUGUGGUGAUGGUUCCGAGCUUGGAUGACAUUCAACAAGCCAUUAACCGGAUGAUCCAGUUAACCCUGGAGGUCAGCAGAGGAGUGGCUCACUGGGGGCAGCAGCCCACCCGGCACAUGAAGAAUCUCAAGGUCAGUCCCAGCCGCACCGCUGACCUGGCGCAUCCAAGUGGAGGAAAGCAGCUGAAGAGGGAAGAAAGAUCUUUUGAAGACCUAAUUCCUGCGAGGAAGCUGAAGAAUUUUUAUCCAGGUGUAGCAGAACACAAGGAUAUUUCCAAGUUGGUCCUGCUCCUUUCUUCCUCCGUGAAUUCUCUAAGGAAGGCGGCCCAUGAGGCUCUGCAGGACUUCCAGAAAUACAAGACACUCUGGACAGAGGACCGCGACGUGAAAGUGAAGGAAUUUCUGGCUCACAACCCCUCUCUGACUGAGAUCAGAUCAGAAAUUCUGCACUACGCCACCUUUGAGCAGGAGAUUGAUGAGCUGAAGCCUGUCAUCAUUGUAGGAGCACUCGAAUUGCAUACAGAGCCAAUGAAAUUGGCCUUAUCAAUUGAGGCUAAGGCAUGGAAGAUGUUACUCUGUCGAUACCUGAAUGAAGAAUACAAAAAGAAAAUGUCAGACAUGAUAGCAUUUAUUACUGAAUACUUGAAAAAGUUAUCUAGACCGAUUCGUGAUUUAGAUGAUGUCAGGUUUGCAAUGGAAGCCUUGUCUUGUAUCCGUGAUAAUGAAAUUCAAAUGGACAUGACUUUGGGACCAAUUGAAGAAGCCUAUGCUAUUCUAAACAGAUUUGAAGUUGAAGUAACCAAAGAAGAAUCAGAAGCAGUUGAUACCUUGAGAUAUUCUUUCAACAAAUUGCAGAGCAAAGCUGUUUCUGUACAAGAUGAACUAGUUCAAGUGCAGCCAAAGUUUAAAAGUAAUCUACUUGAGUCUGUGGAAGUUUUUCGUGAGGAUGUAAUGAACUUUGCAGAAUCAUAUGAGUUGGAAGGACCCAUGGUUCCAAAUAUACCACCCCAAGAAGCUAGCAACAGGCUACAGAUAUUUCAGGCCAAUUUUGAUGAUCUGUGGAGAAAGUUUGUUACAUAUUCAUCUGGUGAACAACUUUUUGGAUUGCCUGUGACUGACUAUGAGGUUUUGCACAAAGUCAGAAAGGAACUCAAUUUGCUGCAGAAGUUAUAUGGACUGUAUGACACCGUAAUGGGCAAUAUUAGUGGUUAUUACGAAAUACUUUGGGGAGAUGUUGACAUUGAAAAAAUUAAUGCAGAACUGCAGGAAUUUCAAAACAGGUGUCGUAAACUUCCAAAAGGACUUAAAGAUUGGCAGGCUUUUUUGGAUCUGAAAAAAAGAAUUGAUGAUUUCAGUGAGUCGUGUCCUCUACUAGAAAUGAUGACCAAUAAGGCAAUGAAGCUGAGACACUGGGAUCGAAUCGCUGAGUUAACUGGAACCCCAUUUGAUGUGGAAUCUGAUUCCUUUUGUCUUAGAAAUAUUAUGGAAGCACCACUCCUUAAAAAUAAGGAUGACAUCGAGGACAUCUGCAUCUCUGCCAUCAAGGAGAAGGAUAUCGAAGCCAAGCUGGCACAGGUUACUGACAACUGGACCAACCAGAACCUGAGCUUCGCAGCGUUUAAGGGAAAGGGAGAGCUUCUACUCAAAGGAAGUGAGUCAGCAGAAAUCAUCACCUUGAUGGAGGACAGCUUAAUGGUCUUAGGUUCCUUACUAAGCAACAGAUAUAAUGCUCCAUUUAAAAAAAAUAUACAGAACUGGGUGUAUAAAUUGUCCACUUCCUCAGACAUAAUUGAAGAGUGGCUGGUAGUCCAGAACCUUUGGGUUUAUCUUGAAGCUGUCUUCGUAGGUGGAGAUAUUGCCAAACAGCUGCCUCAGGAAGCAAAACGUUUCCAGAAUAUUGACAAGUCAUGGAUCAAGAUAAUGCAGCGCGCUCAUGAGAACCCCAAUGUGAUCAGCUGCUGUGUGGGCGAUGAAACCAUGGGGCAGCUGUUGCCUCACUUACACGAACAGCUGGAAGUGUGUCAGAAGUCACUUACAGGGUAUUUGGAGAAGAAGCGAUUACUAUUUCCAAGAUUCUUCUUUGUAUCUGAUCCAGUUCUUCUGGAAAUUCUUGGACAAGCCAGUGAUUCCCAUACCAUACAGCCACACCUCCCUGCAGUAUCUGACAACAUAAAUGAAGUGACAUUUCAUGCAAAAGAUUACGAUCGGAUCCUGGCCGUCAUAUCAAGAGAAGGAGAAAAAAUUAUUUUGGACGGUCCUGUUAUGGCCAAAGGUCCCGUAGAGAUUUGGCUUCUGGACUUGUUAAAAAUGCAGAUGUCAUCGUUACAUAACAUAAUUCGAUCUGGGUUCUAUCAAAUCAGUGAUUCGGGAUUUCAACUCUUACCUUUCCUCAGUCACUUUCCAGCACAGGUUGGGCUUCUGGGAAUUCAGAUGCUGUGGACACAUGAUUCAGAAGAGGCUUUACAUAAUGCAAAAGAUGACAGGAAAAUCAUGCAAAUAACCAACCAAAAAUUUUUGGAUAUUCUAAAUGUUCUAAUUAGCCAGACAACACAUGACCUAAGCAAGUUUGAAAGAGUGAAAUUUGAAACUCUAAUUACUAUCCAUGUGCAUCAGAGAGAUAUUUUUGAUGACUUGGUAAAAAUGCAUAUCAAAUCACCAACUGACUUUGAAUGGCUAAAACAGAGUAGAUUUUAUUUUAAAGAAGAUUUGGAUCAGACUGUAGUGUCUAUUACAGAUGUUGACUUUAUUUACCAAAAUGAAUUUCUGGGAUGCACCGAUCGACUUGUUAUCACUCCGUUAACGGAUAGAUGCUAUAUCACUUUAGCACAGGCUUUGGGAAUGAACAUGGGAGGUGCUCCAGCAGGACCUGCGGGCACUGGCAAAACAGAGACCACGAAAGACAUGGGACGAUGUUUGGGAAAAUACGUGGUCGUGUUUAACUGCUCAGAUCAAAUGGAUUUCAGAGGGCUCGGAAGGAUUUUUAAAGGUCUGGCGCAGUCAGGUUCCUGGGGCUGUUUUGAUGAGUUUAACAGAAUUGAAUUGCCCGUCUUAUCGGUGGCAGCCCAACAAAUUUAUAUUGUUUUGACAGCAAGAAAAGAGAGAAAAAAGCAGUUCAUCUUUUCUGAUGGUGAUUGUGUUGAUUUAAAUCCAGAAUUUGGAAUCUUCUUAACAAUGAACCCCGGAUAUGCUGGGCGCCAGGAACUACCCGAGAACUUAAAAAUUCAGUUUAGAACUGUUGCUAUGAUGGUUCCUGAUAGACAGAUCAUUAUGCGAGUUAAACUUGCAAGCUGUGGUUUCCUUGAGAAUGUUAUCUUGGCUCAAAAGUUUUAUGUUCUUUACAAACUGUGUGAGGAACAACUUACCAAGCAGGUUCACUAUGACUUCGGGUUGAGAAAUAUCCUAUCUGUAUUGAGGACCCUUGGAUCUCAGAAAAGAGCCAGACCGGAAGACAGUGAAUUAAGCAUCGUCAUGAGAGGACUAAGAGAUAUGAACCUUUCUAAACUGGUUGAUGAAGACGAACCCCUGUUCCUCAGCUUAAUCAACGACCUGUUCCCAGGACUACAGCUGGACAGUAACACUUACGUGGAACUACAGGAUGCGGUGGCCCGCCAGGUUCAGGCAGAAGGUCUGAUAAACCACCCUCCCUGGAAUCUCAAACUUGUGCAGCUGUACGAGACGUCGCUGGUGCGUCACGGCCUGAUGACCCUGGGGCCCAGCGGCUCGGGCAAGACCACGGUGAUCACCAUCCUCAUGAAGGCGCUGACCGACUGCGGCCGGCCGCACCGGGAGAUGCGCAUGAACCCCAAGGCCAUCACGGCGCCGCAGAUGUUCGGCAGGCUGGACACGGCCACCAACGACUGGACAGACGGGAUUUUUUCCACACUGUGGAGAAAAACACUAAAAGCUAAGAAAGGUGAGAACAUUUUCCUGAUUUUGGAUGGCCCCGUGGAUGCCAUUUGGAUCGAGAACCUGAAUUCCGUGCUGGACGACAACAAGACGCUCACGCUGGCCAACGGGGAUCGCAUCCCCAUGUCCCCCCACUGCAAGCUUCUGUUCGAGGUGCACAACAUCGAGAACGCCUCCCCCGCCACCGUGUCCAGGAUGGGCAUGGUCUACAUCAGCAGCUCCGCCCUCAACUGGAGGCCGAUACUGCAGGCCUGGCUGAAGAAGCGCACUACGCAGGAGGCCACUGUGUUCCAAAGUCUGUACGAUAAGGUAUUUGAAGAUGUGUAUACAUACAUGAAACUAAGCCUCAACCCCAAAAUGCAGCUCUUAGAGUGCAACUAUAUUGUGCAAUCUCUCACUCUUCUGGAAGGCUUGAUUCCCUCCAAGGAAGAAGGUGGAAUUUCGAGUGUCGAUCAUCUUCAUAAAUUAUUUGUGUUUGGCCUCAUGUGGAGCUUAGGAGCUCUUCUGGAAUUGGACAGCAGAGAUAAGCUUGAAACCUUUAUGAGAAGCCACAAAAGCAAGAUAUUGUUACCAGAAAUCCCUAAAGGCACAAAUUACACCAUGUACGAGUUUUAUGUUACUGAUUACGGUGAUUGGGAGCACUGGAAUAAGAAACUUCAGCCAUAUUUUUAUCCGACUGACAGUAUUCCAGAGUAUUCAUCAAUUUUGGUUCCAAAUGUUGACAAUGUUAGAACAAAUUUCUUGAUAGACACCAUUGCAAAACAAAAUAAAAUAACUAAUGAGAUUGUGCGACAAAUGAUGGAAAUGGAAGGCAUGUACAGCUUGGAUAAGCCUGGAGACUUCACUACUAUUGUUGAUGUACAGCUCAUAGCAGCAAUGAUCCACCCUGGAGGGGGUCGAAAUGACAUUCCCCAACGUUUAAAAAGACAAUUUACUGUGUUUAAUUGCACAUUGCCUUCCAAUGCUUCAAUAGACAAAAUUUUUGGAGUUAUUGGCUGCGGAUACUUCGACCCCUGUAGAAAGUUCAAACCUGAAAUAUGUGAGAUGAUUUCAAGUCUGGUUUCCGCGGGCAGAGUGCUGUGGCAGUGGACUAAGGUGAAGAUGCUGCCAACUCCUUCUAAAUUUCAUUACAUUUUCAAUCUUCGAGAUCUUUCCAGAAUUUGGCAAGGGAUGUUAAACAUAAGAGCUGACGAGUGUAAUUCGAUCUCUGUUCUCCUGUCACUUUUCAAACACGAGUGCAACAGAGUCAUUGCAGACAGAUUUGUAAUGCCUGAGGACGAGCAGUGGUUCAAUGCACAUAUUGUUCGUGCAAUUGAAGAAAAUAUCAACUCGGAGGUGACAUCGUAUAUUCAUCCUGAGCCAUACUUUGUAGAUUUUCUCCGUGAGAUGCCUGAACCGACUGGUGAUGAACCUGAAGACAGUAUAUUUGAAGUGCCCAAAAUCUAUGAACUGGUGCCAUCCUUUGAAUUUCUGUCUGAAAAGCUCCAGUUUUACCAGAGACAGUUCAAUGAAAUCAUUAGAGGAACAUCUCUUGAUCUGGUCUUUUUUAAAGAUGCAAUGACUCAUCUUAUUAAGAUUUCACGAAUAAUUCGAACAUCGUGUGGAAAUGCACUGCUGGUGGGUGUUGGUGGGUCAGGAAAACAAAGCCUGUCGAGAUUGGCCUCUUUCAUAGCCGGGUAUCAGAUAUUCCAGAUAACAUUAACCAGGUCUUAUAAUGUGACUAACCUAACAGAAGACUUAAAAGUUUUGUACAAAGUUGCGGGGGCUGAAGGAAAAGGCAUCACCUUCAUCUUUACUGACAAUGAAAUAAAAGAUGAGGCAUUUCUAGAAUAUCUUAACAACCUGCUAUCUUCAGGGGAGAUCUCCAACUUGUUUGCGCGGGAUGAGAUAGACGAGAUCACCCAGGGUCUGAUCGCGGUGAUGAAAAGGGAGCUGCCCCGCCACCCUCCCACCUUCGACAACCUGUACGAGUACUUCAUCUCGAGGUCCAGGAGGAACUUGCAUGUGGUGCUCUGCUUCUCUCCAGUUGGCGAGAAGUUCCGCGCCCGGUCUUUGAAAUUUCCUGGCUUGAUAUCAGGUUGCACUAUGGACUGGUUCAGUCGCUGGCCCAGGGAGGCGCUGGUCGCCGUGGCCUCCUACUUCCUUUCAGGCUAUAAUAUCGUCUGCUCUGCUGACAUCAAAAGACAAGUUGUGGAAACGAUGGGCCUCUUCCAUGACAUGGUUUCAGAGAACUGUGAAAGUUAUUUCCAAAGGUACCGCCGGAGAGCGCACGUGACUCCCAAAUCUUACCUCUCAUUUAUAAACGGUUAUAAAAACAUUUACACGGAAAAGGUGAAAUUUAUCAAUGAGCAGGCUGAACGGAUGAAUAUUGGUCUUGACAAGCUCAUGGAGGCAAGCGAAUCGGUUGCGAAGCUCUCGCAGGACCUCGCAGUGAAGGAGAAGGAAUUGGAAGUGGCGUCUGUGAAAGCAGAUGAAGUUUUAGCAGAAGUCACAGUAAGUGCUCAGGCUUCAGCCAAGGUGAAAAACGAGGUGCAGGAGGUGAAAGACAAAGCCCAAAAAAUUGUGGAUGAAAUUGACAGUGAAAAAGUAAAAGCUGAGAGCAAACUCGAGGCCGCUAAGCCUGCCCUGGAGGAGGCGGAAGCAGCCCUGAAUACUAUCAAACCAAACGACAUUGCCACGGUCCGGAAACUUGCAAAGCCCCCGCAUCUUAUUAUGAGAAUUAUGGACUGCGUUCUGUUACUCUUUCAAAAGAAAAUUGAUCCUGUUACUAUGGAUCCAGAAAAACCUUGCUGCAAGCCGUCAUGGGGAGAGUCGCUGAAACUGAUGAGUGCCACGGGGUUCCUGUGGAGCCUGCAGCAGUUCCCCAAGGACACCAUCAACGAAGAGACGGUGGAGUUGCUGCAGCCGUAUUUUAAUAUGGAUGAUUACACUUUUGAAAGUGCCAAAAAAGUCUGUGGGAAUGUGGCCGGUCUGCUGUCCUGGACACUCGCUAUGGCAAUAUUUUAUGGCAUCAACAGGGAGGUGCUGCCCCUGAAGGCUAACCUGGCCAAGCAGGAGGGCCGCUUAGCAGUCGCCAAUGCUGAGCUGGGGAAGGCGCAGGCACUGCUUGAUGAGAAACAAGCCGAGCUGGAUAAAGUGCAAGCAAAAUUCGAUGCGGCAAUGAAUGAGAAAAUGGACUUGCUCAACGAUGCCGACAUGUGCCGGAAAAAGAUGCAGGCGGCCUCCACCCUCAUCGACGGGCUGAGUGGAGAGAAGAUCCGAUGGACUCAGCAAAGCAAAGAGUUCAAAGCUCAGAUUAACAGGCUCGUGGGUGACAUUCUGCUGUGCACCGGAUUCCUCUCCUACCUCGGUCCUUUCAAUCAGAUAUUUAGGAACUAUCUGCUUAAAGAGCUGUGGGAGCUGGAGCUGAGGGCGCGGAAGAUUCCUUUCAGUGAAAACCUGAAUCUCAUUUCAAUGCUGGUGGAUCCUCCCACAAUUGGCGAGUGGGGACUGCAGGGCCUACCAGGAGAUGACCUCUCGAUUCAGAAUGGCAUUAUUGUGACGAAGGCCACCAGAUACCCACUCCUCAUAGAUCCACAAACUCAAGGCAAAACUUGGAUUAAAUCCAAGGAAAAAGAAAAUGACCUGCAGGUGACAUCUCUGAACCAUAAGUAUUUCCGCACACACUUGGAGGACAGCCUUUCCUUGGGCCGACCGCUGCUCAUUGAGGACAUUCGUGAAGAGCUGGACCCGGCCCUGGACAAUGUGUUAGAAAAGAAUUUCAUUAAAUCAGGCACCAAUUUCAAGGUGAAAGUCGGUGAUAAGGAAUGUGAUAUCAUGGAUUCAUUUAAACUUUAUAUUACUACAAAGUUACCGAACCCUGCCUUUACCCCCGAGAUCAAUGCUAAAACAUCAGUCAUUGACUUCACUGUUACGAUGAAAGGACUUGAGAAUCAGUUACUAAGGAGAGUAAUUCUAACAGAGAAACAGGAGCUAGAGUCUGAGAGGGUUAAACUUUUGGAGGACGUGACUUUCAAUAAGCGGAAGAUGAAAGAACUUGAAGAUAAUCUCCUCUACAAAUUAAGUGCUACAAAAGGCUCCUUGGUAGAUGAUGAGUCUCUCAUCGGUGUCCUCCGAACCACCAAGCUGACAGCAGCUGAAGUGAGUGAAAAGCUACACGUGGCCGCGGAAACGGAGGUCAAGAUCAACCUGGCUCAGGAGGAGUUCCGGCCGGCGGCCACCCGCGGGAGCAUCCUCUACUUCCUCAUCACAGAGAUGAGCAUGGUCAACAUCAUGUACCAGACCUCCCUGGCCCAGUUCUUGAAGUUGUUUGACCAGUCCAUGGCCAGAUCUGAGAAGUCUCCACUCCCUCAAAAGAGAAUUACAAAUAUUAUCGAGUACCUGACAUACGAAGUUUUUACAUACUCUGUCAGAGGCCUGUACGAAAACCACAAAUUCCUCUUUGUGCUCCUCAUGACCUUGAAGAUCGACCUCCAGAGAGGAACAGUGAAGCACCGAGAAUUCCAUGCUCUCAUCAAAGGCGGAGCAGCCCUGGACCUGAAGGCCUGCCCUCCCAAGCCCUUCCGCUGGAUCCUCGACAUGACCUGGCUGAACCUCGUGGAGCUGAGUAAGCUCCCGCAAUUCGCAGAAAUCAUGAACCAGAUAUCGCGUAAUGAGAAGGGAUGGAAAAGCUGGUUUGACAAAGAUGCUCCAGAGGAAGAAAUUAUCCCUGACGGAUAUAACGAUUCGCUGGAUACCUGCCACAAACUCUUACUUAUCAGGUCCUGGUGCCCAGAUCGCACUGUUUUUCAAGCAAGAAAGUAUAUUGCAAGUUCCCUGGAGGAGAAGUACACAGAACCAGUUAUCUUAAACCUGGAGAAAACUUGGGAAGAAAGUGAUACACGGACACCUCUGAUAUGUUUCCUGUCCAUGGGGUCCGACCCCACCAUUCAAAUCGACGCCCUGGCCAAGAAGCUGAAGCUGGAGUGCAGAACCAUCUCCAUGGGGCAAGGCCAAGAAGUGCACGCGCGGAAGCUGAUUCAGAUGUCCAUGCAGCAGGGGGGCUGGGUAUUGCUGCAAAACUGUCACCUCGGCCUGGAAUUCAUGGAGGAGCUGCUGGAGACCAUCACCAACACCGAAGCCAGCGAUGAGUCCUUCCGCGUGUGGAUAACCACCGAGCCCCACGACCGAUUUCCGAUCACCUUGCUUCAGACUUCUCUCAAAUUCACUAACGAGCCGCCCCAAGGGGUCCGCGCAGGCUUGAAGAGGACAUUCGCCGGAAUUAACCAAGACCUCCUGGACAUCAGUAACUUGCCCAUGUGGAAGCCGAUGCUCUACACAGUGGCGUUCUUACACUCCACCGUGCAGGAGCGCCGCAAAUUCGGCCCCUUGGGAUGGAAUAUUCCCUAUGAGUUCAAUUCUGCCGACUUUACAGCCAGCGUUCAGUUUAUUCAGAAUCACCUUGAUGAAUGCGACAUUAAGAAGGGUGUAUCGUGGAGUACAGUUCGGUACAUGAUUGGAGAAGUGCAAUAUGGAGGCAGAGUGACAGACGACUUUGAUAAACGUCUACUUAAUUGCUUUGCUAGAGUCUGGUUCAGCGAGAAGAUGUUUGAGCCGUCGUUCUGCUUUUACACCGGAUAUAAAAUCCCCCUCUGCAAGACCUUGGACCAGUAUUUCGAGUACAUCCAGUCGCUGCCCUCCCUCGACAACCCCGAGGUCUUUGGGCUUCACCCGAAUGCCGACAUCACGUACCAGAGUAACACUGCUUCCGCUGUUCUCGAAACAAUUACCAACAUUCAGCCCAAGGAGAGUGGAGGAGGAGUGGGCGAGACCCGGGAAGCCAUUGUCUACAGGUUGUCAGAAGACAUGCUGAGCAAGCUGCCCCCAGAUUACAUUCCACACGAGGUGAAAGCUCGCUUGGUCAAGAUGGGACACCUUAACUCCAUGAACAUAUUUCUCAGACAGGAAAUCGACAGAAUGCAAAAAGUGAUAACAAUACUCCGCAACAGCCUGAGCGACCUAAAAUUAGCCAUCGAAGGGACCAUCAUCAUGAGUGAGAACUUGAGGGAUGCCCUGGACAACAUGUACGAUGCUCGCAUACCUCAGAUCUGGAAGAGGGUGUCCUGGGACUCGUCCACCCUGGGCUUCUGGUUCACCGAACUUCUGGAGAGAAACUCCCAGUUUUCUAUCUGGAUAUUUGAAGGGAGGCCCAAUGUGUUCUGGAUGACUGGCUUCUUCAAUCCCCAAGGCUUCCUGACAGCCAUGCGGCAAGAAGUGACCCGCGCCCACAAAGGCUGGGCCCUGGACUCGGUGACCAUCCACAAUGAAGUUCUUCGGCAGACCAAGGAGGAGAUCGUGGCACCCCCUGCGGAAGGAGUGUAUAUCUAUGGGCUGUACAUGGACGGCGCGGCCUGGGACAGACGCAACGGGAAGCUCACGGAGUCCACGCCCAAGGUGCUCUUCAUGCAGCUGCCCGUGCUGCACAUCUUCGCCAUCAACUCCACGGCGCCCAAGGACCCCAAGCUGUACGUGUGCCCCAUCUACAAGAAGCCCCAGCGCACCGACCUCACCUUCAUCACCGUGGUGUACUUGCGGACCGUGCUGUCCCCAGAUCACUGGAUCCUCAGGGGAGUGGCCCUCUUGUGUGACGUCAAGUAAGGUCAUUCCCACUCGCUGAGAGCACAGGAGCCUCGUCGACGGCCGCUGCCACCGGGAGUCAGAACCGUGUC